Messenger RNA from Coprinopsis cinerea okayama7#130, 240 nucleotides. RefSeq lists its product as hypothetical. The transcript is spliced from 6 exons. The record is from RefSeq and is a predicted model, not a curated record. NCBI's taxonomy places the organism in Eukaryota, Fungi, Basidiomycota, Agaricomycetes, Agaricales, Psathyrellaceae. The coding region runs from base 1 to 240 and encodes 79 amino acids.
AUGUCAGCGACAGAACUCAAACUCAAGGUUAUGACCCAAGCGCAGGUGGAUGAGGCAUUGACGGAAGCUAAGAAGGAAGCGUUCUUCGCUGGCUUGACUGGUGCUUUGGCAUCAUUUAGCGGCGUAUUGUCCGGGCAUUCCGUUCAACUGCCAUCGCACAACUGCGCCGCGAGGAUGCGAGAGCGCUUACGACCAAAACGGAGACCACAUGUGAUCGAUUCACCAGGGAGGGAACGUUGA